Dovyalis caffra is the source of this 2124-nucleotide messenger RNA. NCBI's taxonomy places the organism in Eukaryota, Viridiplantae, Streptophyta, Magnoliopsida, Malpighiales, Salicaceae. The record is from the annotation of a GenBank genome assembly.
AUGGUGGCUCGCCAAUUCUUCGUCAACCACAACGACUCCACCUUCGACGUCGUUUACGACACCGCUGACGGCCUCGAAGUUUUUAAGUACCAGCUUUUCUCUCUCACUUCAAUCCCUCCUCAUCACCAACAGAUCUUUGGAGAAGACGAUGAUCGAGUCGUAUCAGACGAUUCUGAUCUCACUGACAUUUCCAACAAACUCAAAUUGAUAAAAAUCAACGAGGAGGAUGAAAUCGAGCUACUAGAUUCGAGUAGUACUGUUGUGCAGGAUAGCGAGGAAUCAGUGCGGAAUGUGCAGAUUCUCGGAGGAGACGAUUCGGAUAGUUCUGAUGUCGUUCAUGUUUCAAAUGAACUCAAAGAAUCAAGUAGUGCUGUUGUACAUGAUAAGGACAGUGCUGAUGAUUUGUUGAAAUCGGAUGAGGAAUUUGCGCGAAUGUUACAGGCGGAGGAGGAGGCGCUUAUGUUGCAGGAGUUUGCAGUUAGUCAACAAAGUGAAGAGAUUGAGCAGAGAAUUCGGCCGUAUAUCCAGCAAGUUCUAACAUAUGAAGACCCGGUGAGGCAGGAGGCAGCACGGAAGACGGUUCCUAGAGAAGAGCUUGAGGAGAAAGCUCUGGUUUCUUUGGCAAAGGAGGGGAACUUUAAACCAUCAAAAAUCGAACAAGACCAUGCUUUCCUGCAGCAGCUGCUUUUCUGGUUCAAACAAUCAUUCAGGUGGGUUAAUGCCCCUCCUUGCGAUAGUUGUGGCAAUGAUACUGUUAUCCAAGGAAUGGGUGCUGCACUUCCUUCGGAAACCCAAUAUGGAGCAGCUCGAGUUGAACUUUACCGCUCGUGGAAACUCGAAGGGGUCGCUGUGGAGAAUGGGCCAAUUGCUUUACCUUUUAUUGCUGUGCUUUUGGCUAUGAAUCUCGUCUGGUGGAAUAAGAAAUUGGACUACAUAAUUGCUAUUGCAAAAGAUGGUGUUUAUGAUGUCACUAAGCGUUACACAAGGAAGUGGCUUGAGGUUCUAUCCCGACGAAACAUUACCAGAGAGCCAUUUUUGUCGGCUACUCUUCAUAGCAUGACCCAAGAAUGUCGAAGAAGCUUCACAUCUCAAAUUGUUUCUGUACUUGAAGACCGUGAUAAGAGUGAAUCAGAAGAGCUUGAGAGAUUUUUAUAUUCUACAGAUGAUUCUUCAGUCUCGUUGCCUGGUAGACAAAGUGGGGACAAGGAAUGGCGCAUUGCAAGAUCAGAAAUUGGUUCCGAUGAACAUUGCUCUUUGAGCUGUACUUCAUGUCCUGUUCGUGUAUGCGUAGAUGAGCACGUGACAAAGAUUUACAAUGCAUUUUCUCCUCUCCUUUCUCGUUGUGUUAACCAUUCUCUUUCCAAAUCAAGAAUUAUUGAAAUACUGAAGAUGUUCAAAGGAAUUUUGGUGGAACUUAGGAAUUCGCCCUAUAAAACCAGGCGAGCUUCCAUAAACCCUUUUAUGCUUCAUUUGCUGCCAUAUUUUGAUGAGUUACUAAAUGCUCUAUCAUUGAAGAGUGAGAUUGACACUGAUGGAAAAGUGGAUAUCGGUUUGGCUGGAUACCCUGUCAACACCGCCUUAGCACUGCCUGUCGUGUUGGAUGCUUUGGAUGAUUUGAUCCAGGGUCUUAACAAUCAUUACAACGUAAGCAGAGAUUCUCUGUCCUGGCCACUUAUAAAGUUGAAUAGAAUCCAUUCUGGUUCUGUUCUUGCAAGUGGCGAGGAACUUCCUUUUGGAAUUGCCACAUCAGCAUUUGAUGGUCUCCGCAUGGCUAAAUGGGAAGAGCCAAAUGGAGCAAAAGGUUGCUGGAUUGUGUAUAAACUACCAGACAACCAGAUGCACAAGUUAGUGGCAUAUGAAUUAAUGUCGGCCAAUGAUGCCCCAGAGAGGGAUCCUAUGGAUUGGGUUGUUGAGGGAAGUCAUGAUGGUGGUUCUAGCUGGCAUCUUUUGGAUAAACAAACUUCUCAGAUGUUUGAAAAUCGUUUUCAUCGUAAAUCCUUUAUGAUUGAUUCAAACAGUGUCCCAUGCGAUACUUUCAGAUUCCGGUUCCUGGCUGUCAAAGACGUUCAAUCAAAUUCACGCCUACAAUUGGGUAGCAUUGAUCUGUAUGCAAGCAGCAAUUGA